UUAAAAUACUCCGAAAUAAACCAUAUAUAGCAACUAGCUUUGCUCCAUCUUCCUCCCUUUGAUUCUUUCAAUCAACCACAUAAAGGACUUUUGAGCUUGUACAGGGGAUUUUUCUUUUACUAUGAUUUACACGGCGAUAAUGGACACAUUUUAUCUAACAGACGAGCAGAUUAAAAACUCGCCUUCACGGAAAGAUGGAAUCGACGAAGUUACAGAGACCACACUUAGAAUCUACGGUUGUGAUCUCAUCCAAGAAAGUGGGAUUUUGCUCAACUUACCCCAAGUUGUAAUGUCAACUGGACAAGUACUAUUCCAUCGUUUUUACUGCAAGAAAUCGUUUGCCCGUUUUAAUGUGAAGAGAGUAGCUGCUAGUUGUUUUUGGCUUGCGUCGAAGUUCGAAGAACUUCCUAUGAAAGCAAGUGAGGUACUUUAUGUUUUCCACAGAAUGGAAUGUAGGAGAGAAAACUUACCCUUAGAGCAUCUUGAUACAUCUUCCCAAAAAUAUGAUGAUUUGAAAGCAGACCUAAUCAGGACAGAGAGGCAUAUUCUAAUAGAAUUGGGUUUCAUCGGCCAUGUGGAGCAUCCUCAUAAAUUGUUAUCAAUUUACCUUGCAACUCUUGAAUUAACACCCGAAACAGAAUUGGUACAAAGGGCAUGGAAUCUUGCAAAUGAUAGUUUGCGCACAACACUGUGUGUAAGAUUCAAGAGUGAGGUUGUGGCCUGUGGAGCUGUAUAUGUUGCAGCCCGUAGAUGUCGCGUGUCGCUCCCUGAGAAUCCUCCUUGGUGGAAAGUGUUUGGUGUAGACAAGGCUGGCAUUGAUGAAGUUUGCCGAGUUCUCGCUCAUCUUUACAGUCUUCCAAAAGCCCAAUAUAUCCCUGUAUGCAAGGAAGGAGGCUCGAUUGCUACGUUGAAUAGAAGCCAAGAAGUGGCUAAGGAGGCAAUAGUAAAAGCUGCUCUUGAUAAGUUGAAGGACUCAAAGACGAGUAAAGAGGAGUCAAAAGAAGAGCAUGCAAAAACUGAUCAUAGAACAGAUGCUGGUGCAGAAAAGAACAAGGAUAGAGAUAGGAACAGGGAAAGACAGAGGGAUAAGGAAAGGCUAAAGUUUCGUGAACGUGAUAGGGAAAGGAAAUUUGAUAGAAAAAGGGAGCGAGAAGACAUUGAAAGGGACACGGAUAAAUCCACGAAAAGGAGCCAUCGUUCAAGAGAGAAAGAUCACUCAGAGAAACGAAAACAUCAUUAUUCUUCAAGGGAGAAGGAUUAUCGUAGACACCAUUAGUUUCGAACUGCCUGAUAAAAUUUAUGCCCUCUUAUCAAACAUUUCGAGUAGUUGCUAACUGUUUUCGCAUAGUUCCUCUAUGCGGAAAUUGACUACCUGUGUCGUCCAAAGCUAUAUAUUAUCUGCAUUACCAACGGUUACUCUUUAACAUUCGGUUGAAGAAGUAUGCCUUUUUAUUGAC
Nicotiana attenuata is the source of this 1457-nucleotide messenger RNA. Its product is annotated as cyclin-L1-1-like. NCBI's taxonomy places the organism in Eukaryota, Viridiplantae, Streptophyta, Magnoliopsida, Solanales, Solanaceae. Gene Ontology annotation, cellular component: nucleus. Gene Ontology annotation, molecular function: cyclin-dependent protein serine/threonine kinase regulator activity. The transcript has a single exon. The record is from RefSeq and is a predicted model, not a curated record. Bases 122 to 1276 code for a protein of 384 amino acids. Gene Ontology annotation, biological process: regulation of transcription by RNA polymerase II.